GGACCAAGGACCAAUCCAAGACCUAGAUCCGACCCAUUAUAUCUCCAACUCCAAAUCGUUAAACACACUGUAUAUAUGAGUGACUUAAAUCACUGAGUAGUAGAAUCAGCUAGAGUGUAUCUAGACAUCUAUCCAGAUUGUUCGCAGAUCAUCUACUCAGAUCAAUGGCUGAGGGAGCAACCCCUGUUGUACCGAGUACUGAACUAUUGGAAUGGCCAAAGAAAGAUAAGCGCCGAUUCCUACACGCGGUUUAUCGAGUGGGAGACCUCGACCGUACCAUCAAGUUCUACACAGAAUGUUUUGGGAUGAAGCUGUUGCGGAAAAGGGAUAUCCCAGAAGAGAAAUAUGCCAAUGCUUUUCUUGGGUUUGGACCUGAAGACUCUCAGUUUGUGGUUGAAUUGACUUACAACUAUGGAGUCGACAAGUAUGACAUUGGAACAGGCUUUGGGCAUUUUGCCAUUGCAACUCAAGAUGUUUACAAAUUGGUUGAGCACAUAAAGGCCAAAGGUGGAACUAUCACUCGAGAGCCAGGCCCUGUAAAAGGUGGAUCAACUGUUAUUGCUUUUGCCAAGGACCCAGAUGGCUACCUUUUUGAACUAAUUCAACGCGGUCCCACUCCUGAACCACUCUGUCAAGUGAUGCUCCGUGUGGGUGAUCUCGACCGUUCUAUCAAAUUCUAUGAGAAGGCAUUAGGUAUGAGACUCUUGAAGAAAACUGACAGACCAGAACAGAAGUACACCAUAGCAAUGAUGGGAUAUGCUGAUGAAUAUGAGACAAUUGCUUUGGAACUUACAUACAACUACGGUGUAUCUGAAUAUACCAAAGGAAAUGCAUAUGCACAGGUUAGUUUGAUGCUACAUCGCUUUAUCCACAUUCUACUUUGCGUAAUCAAUUACAUUUUCUCAUUAUGGAUGUUAUCUGUGUUUCAGAUUGCAAUUAGUACUGAUGAUGUAUACAAGAGUGCCGAGGUUGUGAACGUUGUGAUCCAGGAGCUUGGAGGACAGAUAACUCGACAACCAGGACCAAUUCCUGGACUAAACACUAAGAUCACUUCUUUCCUUGAUCCAGAUGGCUGGAAAACUGUAAGUUCACUGGCCAUAUAACACUUCAGAUUAACGAUAUAAAUUCAAAAAGUAGCAUCCCAUAUCCCAUCAAAGUAUUAGUUGAGAAUUGAGAUUAUCGAGAGAUGGGCUUUUACUUGUGCAGGAUCUGUAAAAAGUAAAUGAUGCCUAAGGUAGCACAUGACAUGUAAAAUGUUUACCUCAUUUUUCCUAGAUUUACCAGAGAUUGAGAUUCAUGAUUAUCAAUAACUUCCAAAUCUCCAUAAAUAGCUGUGUUCAGACAAUGUUGCUAGGUCAUGGUUUAAUAAGAGGUCAACAACAUGCGCCGUAAUCUUGCCUUCCUUGAACAUGGUUAAGCUGAGCUGAUUUUAUGAACGAUUUGUAUUCUAUGUAGGUGUUGGUUGACAACGAAGAUUUUCUGAAAGAACUUGAGGCGAAUAAAGAGGCCUAGAAUUAUGUAACCGAAUGUUGUUGUUUAUGUCCUCUGGUUAAAUAAUGUAGUCAGUCACCCAUGAUAUGGGAUUGGCCGUAUUAGUCCUAUGGGCUGUUUCGAACUUCACACUCUUCUGUAUAAUUUCCUCAACUAUAUGCCAGACAGAUCUAUGCAGCUCGGACUUUAUUA
Molecule: messenger RNA, 1683 nt
Organism: Salvia miltiorrhiza (redroot sage)
Lineage: Eukaryota; Viridiplantae; Streptophyta; Magnoliopsida; Lamiales; Lamiaceae
Product: lactoylglutathione lyase GLX1
Exons: 7
Coding region: 165-1103 (312 amino acids)
Cellular component (GO): cytoplasm
Molecular function (GO): metal ion binding; lactoylglutathione lyase activity
Source: RefSeq, a predicted model, not a curated record